UCUCAGGAAGUAGUUCGAGGAGGGCGCAUGCUCGACAGCAUCUCAACGAAUCUCGGGUCUAGAGUGCCGACACGACAAUCGCCUGCUUCUUCGACGACUCGUGAUGCCCGCCUCACUCUCCCAAAGUCCAUCUUCGAAUUCCGCAAUCGCCACACAGCCUCGAUGGACAAGAAUCUGUACUAGUGCCGGGCUCAAUCACUCGGACCUGUCAAAUGUACCACCGCUGGACAGCCUACCUACACGCACUUCAACCCUGGAUAUCCAAGGUCGCAAAACCGAAGUUCUGGCCCAAGCAUUCGAAGACCGGACACUGGUCGUCGUCACCCAAAGACCUGGCACGGUGGGCUAUUUUGUGCAAGCAACGACGUCUUCUCCAGAAAGCGCACUGCCAUUAGGUCAGGGCACGUCCUACGAGCUCGAUUUUGAGCGGAAAGAAGACCUCACUACUUCUGCCUCCACACAUUCGCUCGAGGACUUCCCUACCCCGUUGAGCGGCACAACUCAGAAGAUCCUCUUCGGUAGCACUAGAGACGAAGAAGAGGAAGCUCUGUACGGUCUUUACCUCUCCACUUUGGCUGCUGCGCUCUACAAGCAAGGAGACGCUCGUCCGCUGGUGCUAGGUCUGGCUUUGAGUGAUCUACGGUCUGCUGCACAGCAGGAGGACUCGACCUCUGAAGCUGAACUCGAGAGAAGAGAGGGAGAGAGGCUGAAGGCUGUUGUUGAAGCUGUCAAGGCUUGCCGAGUCUGGUGAGAGACUCUUCGCCCCGCACAGAGCGCUUGCCAAAACACCCAAAACGUGCGGCACAAUUUGGCACAAUCGUGAUGCCGUCGGCUUUCAAGAGGCGUGCGCCUGCCCAGCGUGUAGUCGACACACUA
Molecule: messenger RNA, 876 nt
Organism: Ceraceosorus guamensis
Lineage: Eukaryota; Fungi; Basidiomycota; Exobasidiomycetes; Ceraceosorales; Ceraceosoraceae
Exons: 2
Coding region: 104-751 (215 amino acids)
Biological process (GO): proteasome assembly
Source: RefSeq, a predicted model, not a curated record